Molecule: messenger RNA, 5398 nt
Organism: Apis laboriosa (Himalayan honeybee)
Lineage: Eukaryota; Metazoa; Arthropoda; Insecta; Hymenoptera; Apidae
Product: receptor-type tyrosine-protein phosphatase N2
Exons: 11
Coding region: 610-4971 (1453 amino acids)
Biological process (GO): protein dephosphorylation
Molecular function (GO): protein tyrosine phosphatase activity
Source: RefSeq, a predicted model, not a curated record
GUCAGUCUCGCGCCGAGCGUUGUAUAGUGCGCUUUGUUGGAAAUAAUAUCGUUCGUGGUUCGGAUUUGUGUAUUUGAAAAUUUUCGAGAACUCGAAAUAUAUCACGAUAUUAACGUGUGUAGGUGACAGACAAUCAAAGUGAUAUUUCUCGUGUCGAAGAGACAAAAAGCAACAAAUCGUUAAUUCGUUUGCAUCCAGCGAUCACAAACGUUCGAAGGAGGAAAUUUGAUAGAUCGAGACGGAAGGACAUUAGAAGACAAACUGCGUAAAUGAGAGAACGCGUCGCCAUGGGUACCGUGUGUUGUGGUCCGCGCGUGUAGUGCAAACCCCGUGAUCGAAGGGAAGAGACGGUGAGAUGAACAGAGACAAGCUAACGGGAUAACAAGGAGGGAAGAGUGAAAGGUCCGGGAGAAAGAAGGAAGAUAUAGAACGCGUGGACAAGCGUGACCGGCAAGAGUUCGAAAGACUACUCUCUCGUGGCGUUGAAGAGAGGGCAGCAGAAUCGGCGAGAGAAAGAGGAAGAAUAAUGCGGUCUCGUUGUUUCCGCCUUGAUCAACAGGACGUUCGGAUCUGCUCGUAAUUCCACGGGGAGAUCUAACGAACGGUGAGAUGACUCGAAGAAGAAGAGUGCCACUCGUGUUGAGAGUAUGCACAGGUGUUCUCCUGCUGCUCUUCACCACGAUCGCCGCAAACACGACGGAAGAUCCCCCGACCAGCUCGGAGAAACUAUCCACCGAGACUAUCGAUGAUGCCACGAUAUCGGCGAGGAACGAAACGAUCCCGAACAAAAUAGGAUCUAGGAACUCGGAAUCGAUUGGAAACGAGGCCGUUGAUCCGUCCAACAACACCUCGAGCGGAAAAGAAACCGUACGAGACGAGGUCGGCAAAGAUGCGGAGGCGGAGAGGGAGGAGAAAGUGGCGAUACCAACGAUCCACGAGGACGCGAAAUUACUACAGGGAAGCGGGUCGGCCGCUGAUUCGUCGGCCGGCCCUGGUUCCAAGCUCGAGGAGUCGAUCUACGGGACGUCCGCUGGAAAGAGUUCCAGCACGAAGACGUUAUCCGAGGACUUUUACAGAUUGUCCAGAACGAACGGGUUGACCACGGUUACCGCGAAGCCCGCGUUGGAAGAGGGGAGGAUGGAGGGAACGAGGGACGGGGAGAGAGGCGUUCAAGUGGAACGAUCGAACGUGACCACGUCGUGGCAGGAGUCGAGCGGGAUCCCCGGAUCCUCGGUCGUCUACCGAUUAGGAACCGAUUUCCCGGAGGGGAAAGGAGACAGGGCGAAGGCGGAAGCGAAGAAGGAGAGGAGCGAGGACUCGAGCCCGCAAAAAGUUCGUUUCCUGGAGAAGAAGGAGGAGGAGAAGAGGGGGGGAGAGGAGGAGGAGGAGAGGAGGGAGAGGGAGGAAUCGGCGGAGAAGAAAGCGAGCAAGAACUCGGAAGUGGCGGGGUUGAAGGGGGAGGAGGAGGAGGAGGAGGGCGGUCCCAUCUCGUUGAUCAACGACACGUACGUGAACUACAGCCGUAGUUACAAAACCUCGACGGGCGAGGCGACGGCCUCGAGAGACGGUUCCGAGAAUGGGACCAACUUCAUCACCGAGGGGAGCACCGUGGUGACUCAUCACCCGAAGGAGGAGGUGGAGGUCGUCGGGAAUGUGACUCAGCCCGCGAUUCAGCGGAUCGUCGAGCCGCGAUCCCGAAACGCGACUUCGAAGGACGCCGGCCUUGGUAACGUCGAGUCGAGCGAAAUCGGCUCGAGUCGGAACGAGGGCUAUACGCGCCAAGAUCCCGCCAAGGCUAACGAAACCAGCUCGAUCGAGGUUCGAGAGACAAGCGAGAACAAGGUGCAACUUACCACCACCACUAUCACUACCACUACCGCUACCAGCACCGAAAGAACGUUUCGCGAGGAAUCUUCGACGAUCGUGACGUCGAGCCCGGUUCCAAGAGGAAGAACCAUAGCGUUCUCCGGGACGAACGAAUUUGCGAGGUCCUCCGAGGUGAGGUCGACGGCCGCCUCGAGGCUCGACGUUUCGCACGCGAGGAGGAACGGGAGCGAGGACAAGGGGGCGAAGCCUUACCCCUACGCCAAGUCUACGGCCGCGAAAGAAUCGGGUGCCGACUCGAGCAACCGGCUGGCCGAGAUCGCGACGGAGGAGGGUUCCGCCAUGGAGAACACGAUCGGCAAAGGGCGGUCGGAGGAGAAGUUGAUCGUGACGGAAGCGUCGGACGUGUUGGAGAACAGUAUACAGCAGCGGUCGAAGCCGACCUACCGCGACGAAGGGAGCGGCAACGAGUCGUCCACCGCGUCGAGCGCGAGCCACGUUGCUCGUUCCUCGUCGACUCCGACGACCAGCACCGGCGCGUCCGUUCCGAGGGGGGGACCCGAGCUAGGGAUCGACGAUCGGAUGAUCCACAGAGGGCAGGAGGAGGAGGAGGAGGAGGAGGAGAGCUCGACGAGCGCGGGGAACGACGUUCCGAGGUGGAACGACGAGACACCCGUCUCCGGCGUGGAUGUGACGGGAAACGGGAUAACGGAAGUGAGCCCGAGGCCCGAACAGUCCCGACCGAGGGACGACGAACGGGCGUACGAGCUACCUUUCCGCGAGGCCACCGAGCCGAGCUUCCGCCCCUCCUCCGCCACCGACCUCCCCUCGAUCGAAACCGUCGACUCUUCCGUCGAGCCUCUCGCCACGGAGAGGAGCGAGCGCGCCUCCUCGUCGCCGGCCCCCCCCGUCGCCGCCACCAUCGAGCAAACUUUCGUGGCCAACGCGACCGAGGCCUCCCCUCCGCCCACCUCCGACACCAACGGAACCAACGAAAUCCCUUCCUCCCUCGCCGACCCCGAGCAGAGCUUCGCGCCUACCACGACCGGCGUCGAGUACGAGUUCGUCAGCCUCUCCUUCGACUCCACCGAAUAUCCUCCCCGUCCUCGAAACGCCACCACCGACGAGGCCCCGACAGGAGAGGAUGCAGCCGAUCGAGCCUCCUCCGCGGUCCCCGAUCCCCUUUCGCCAAGGAGAAACGAUUCGAACGAGCCUCUUGCGACCACUCUCACCCCCCCGCCCGACGAGUCGGACGAGCCCUCGUCCUCGAUCGGCGAGACCACUGAUCGAUCCACGAUCGCCACCACGAUCCUUCCACCGAAUUCGGUGACUCGGUCGAGCCUCCUCGAGGAGGGGGGGGUCGGUUGGAGCGGGGCGGACGAAGCGGUGGCGAGAACGACGGACGGAUUCGCGGUGGAUUCUUGGAGCACCGGUGUCGGGGAGGAGGAGGGGGUCGCGACGGAGCGGACGAUCCCGCUGGAUUCGAAGGAUACCGGCAACGCGACCGACCGACCCGUGCGGUUCACCCCUAUGUCGAGCGUGAACGCGACGGAUGGCACGGCGGCCACCCCGCCCGCCACUCCCUCCGAACACUCGAUUCCGAGCACCGCCUCGACCCCGCCUGGCUCCCGUGGCGUCCCGCCGAGGGACGACGCGUUGUCCCCUCGCCAAGAAAUCACGUGGUUGGUGCGCAUCGUGAUUGAGGGUGGCAGAUACGACGUGUGUCCGAAGAUGGACAAGUUGAAGGCGAUUCUGGCCGAGAUCCUGCAAUCCGGGAUAAACAAAUCGGUAUCGGACGAGCAAAUUAUCCUCCAUGAAAAUCCGUGCCAGGAAUCGUCGGAUUCGACUCCGUCGUCCUCGUCGGCGGAUAUGACGUCGAUACUAGUUUACGUGGUGGAUAAAAAGGGAAAGUUCGACACGAAUAUGACCAAAAUUUUGCCCAGCUUGUACGAGGAGUCGCGCGAUCGAAUCACGUUCCCGAUUAAAAUUCAGAGAUUUCUUCUGGUACAGGAAACGAUUCCGGAUUCCGGAAACGCAGUGGCGGCCAUCGUGGUCUCCUCAGUUGCCUUGAUUUGCCUGGUUCUUUUGGCCGGUCUUCUGUUCGUUAUGAGGAAAAGGCAAACGAGGUUUAACUAUGGCGAACGAUGUCGACCAGUGUCUUUGGACGCUUACAGCCUUGACAGUGUUUCCGCGUACAACAGCGUCAGACGCAAAGGAGUGGCGAGGUCUUCGAAAAGAAGCUAUGGGAAUCCGACUUUCGAAGAUUCGAGCGCAAUACCAUCUCACCCGUUGAAUUUCGCCGGGCUUUCAUCUUUCUGUAACGACAUUAACGCAAUCAACGAGGAAUUCGCCGGUAUCCCGCAAGUUUCGGCGAAGAUUGACGAGCUACCCGCUGGAGCGGAAGUGAAGAACAGAUACGCGAACGUGAUACCGCUUCCGGAGACAAGGGUGCUCCUUCAAAAAGUCAACAACGAUCCUCUUACCGAGUACAUCAACGCCAGUUACGUUCGGGGACCAAAGAACGCGACAAAAUAUUAUAUCGCUUGCCAAGCACCAAUGGAGUCGACUGUCACCGACUUUUGGAGGAUGAUAUGGGAACAACAGAGCAAAGUGAUUAUCAUGCUUACCGAUCUCGUUGAAAAUGGGGUGGAAAAGUGUACAGAGUACAUUCCGCCCUCGGAAAUCACGGAUUGCCGACGGUUAUACGGCGAUUUUCAAGUUACUCUGAAGAAGAGGGAAACCAAAGAAAAAUAUGCCAUUUCCACGCUUCAUUUGAACAAUUUGGAGAAGAACACGUUCCGAGAGGUAUACCACAUUUGGUAUUUGUGGCCCGUGAACGGAGUGCAAUCGGACGGUGCCGGGUUGAUAGCCGUGCUACUCGAGGCGAGGGCACUUCAAAGGGGUGGCCCUGGACCCAUUGUAGUCCACUGUAGUCCCGGCACUGGACGCACGGGAACGUUAAUAGCUCUUGACCUAGGAAUUAGACAAUAUGAGAUUACGAGGACUGUGGACGUGCCAAGGGUCGUUUACACUAUCAGACGGGAUCGUGCUGGGGCUGUCAAGACGAAAGAACAAUACGCUUUCAUUUACAAGGCAUUAAAUUUAUACGCGACCAAACUUGCCGGCGGUGUAUUGGAAUCUACGUGAACCACUCGAGAAGAAAUUACCAUUCGUUCGAAUCGUAAUAGAGAUGUAAGUCAUGGCAGAGAACUGCUAUAUCCGUGAACGAUAAAUAUCAUUGAAGACGAUGCAAAAACCGCGAGAUUAUAAGAAUGAAUGAAGUUCCAGUUUUACCUGGAUAGGAAGAUAUGAUAAAUUGAACGAAGGAAAUUGACUUGUGAUACGUGGACCAUAGCGAAGAUCGUGUUUCGCUUUAGAUUUUUGCUUAGUCCUUUCGACGUAAGACUAUUUCACCCUAGUAAAUUUAAAAAAACACUCUUUACCAUCUGUUUGUCUAUUCUUCUCGGUUGAUAAUACAGUAUUUUUUUUUUUUUUUUAAGUAUCGUCGUUGAAUAAAAUAAAAUUUUCUAAAAUUUUUUUGUAAAAUAAUAUUUAUCAUAAUUUAUGUAAUAGG